AUGUCGACGCGGAACAUGAAGCUCCAGGCAUGGGCCGACGUCGUGCUGCGGCGUCACGGCGGCCGGUUCGCGACGCACCCUAUCUUCGCCUUCCUUGUCUUUAACAUGGGCGUGCGGUCUAAGAACCGCCAGGCCAGCAUGCUAGGCGUAGCGAGGAAGAACUUCGCAAGGGUCGAGGGCCUACUAAAGUCGUUAACGGCGCAGAGGCUCGAGGCGGCCAGCCGAGCUCGAGGCCACAGGUACGGGGUGCCGGCUAUCUGGUUCACGCUGAACCCGAACGACAUUACGAACCUAGUAAAGUUACGGCUAGCGGCGCACCGCGGCCGCGACCCCGACGAGGCCGAGGCCUUCCUAAGUGACCUAGGGACCGCGUAUAAGCGGACGCGGCUGGCCAUAUCGGACCCGAUGAGCUCGGCCGUCUUCUUCCACCGGGAGAUGACGCUCUUCUUCGAGCACUACGUCAACGUCGGGGAGGACGAGGCGCCCUCCACAUCCACGGGCUCCUCUGGCUGGGGCAACGCGGGCAUUGGCGACGCGCUCGCCGGCCCGGACGCGGAGGAGCAGGCGGCGUACCGGGAGCGCAUCGUCCGCUACGUAGAUAGCGUCUUCUCUGAGGAGCUAGACGCAGAAGGUUACUGUGCCAUGCAGGCAGAGCGGUCGGCCACGGCGGACAUAUCGUCGCGGCUCGACGACGUCGCGCGCUUCACGGACACCUUCGACGAGGAGGCCAACUUCUGCGCGGGCGCGACGCAGAUCCAUACGCAUAGCGCGACCUGCGUAAAAUACUCGCUCGGCGUGGGGGCGCGGAAGGGGGACCUCUGCCGGUUUAAGGCGCCGUGGAGGUUGGUGGAGAGGACGGCGCUGACGGCGGACGGGGUGCUCGAGAUCCGGCGGACGCAUAGCAUGGUGAACCGGUGGAACAGGGCGAUGGCAGUGGGGCUACGACACAACCACGACAUCUCGUUCAUCGCGACGCAGCGCAAGACCAUGGCCCUAAUCUACUAUAUUACUAACUAUGCGACGAAGGUAGAGGACCCGGUGUGGAAGCGUGUGGCCGCCGCGGCCGAGUUCCUUCCUGUGCUAGAGCCGACGGGAGAGGGCAACAGAAGUGGCGCCGACCGCGACGGGAAUAAGACGAGAACGUUCCUGCUUAAGGCGGCGAAUCGAGUCUUUACGGAGCGGCCGCUGUCGCAGGUCGAGGUGAUCGCGCACCUCCUAGGGUACCCGGCGGAGUUUAGCAGCGGCUCAGCGUGGGCGUAUAUAAACGCAAACCAGCUCUACUGGGCCGUCUUCCGCCGGUGGCGGCACCUCCGACGGGCGAGCGGCGCCGAGGCGACGGGCGACGCGCCGGACGAGACGGCGCUUAGGCGGCCGGGUUGCGGGGCGACUGUAUGCGUCGACGGAUACCUCAGCAAGGAGUUCAGCGAGGAAGACGACGAGUCGUGCCACCGGAGGGCGGCGGUGCAGCACCUGGCCCUAUUCGUGCCGUGGGACAACGUGCAGCUCCUCCGGCGGUCGGCGGAGGACGCGAAGCGCGACGCCAAGCAGUGGGCCGCCACGGCCGAGGAGGGCGAGCUGCUAGCGAUGACGCAGCAGCUCUGCCGGUUCCAGCAGUCGGCGCUCGGGUCGGCGGCCGAGCUCGCGGCGACGGUGGUGGCGGACGAGAGGGCAGGCAGGCGGGUGAACCUACCGGGCUCGGCGCUGUCGGGGGCGGCACUGCCGCGGCAAGAAGAGGUGCGGGCCAUCAAGUCGCAGCAGAGGAGCGCGGCGCGGGAGCGGGAGCGGGCGAUCCAGGGCAUCCAGGGCGGCGGGGCGGCGGCGGGCGUCGGGGCCGACCGCGGCGCGGCCCUUCGCGGGGUGAUGGGGGGCUUCGGCGAGGACGACAUCGACGUAACGGCGGCCGACGGCGACGCAGACGCAGGCACGGCGGCGGGGAUGCGCGUGCGGCUCGGCCCGUCGAGCUCGUUCGUCGCCGCCGGCAGGGAGCUGGCGGGCCAGCUCACGCUCAACGAGAAGCAGGCCAUCGCCCUCCUAAUCGUGUGCCGGCAACUCGACCGAAUCCGGCAGGGCGACGACGCAGGCGGCGACGGUGGUGGCCAGCUCUGCCUAUUCAUCGGCGGCGAGGGCGGCACCGGCAAGUCGCGCGUCAUCGAGGCGCUCGUCGAGCUGCUCGCCCGGAGGACCUAUCGAGCCGGGUACUGGUUACGGCGACGUCGGGGACGGCGGCAGCGCGGAUCAACGGCAUCACGCUGCACUCGGCCUGCGGCCUUACGGUCGGCCAGGGCGGCCGGGCGGGAGGGCGACGAGGACAUUGACGGCGUACGGCUGGCGGGCCAGGGCGAGCGCUUCGUCGACGGCCGGUCGCGGAUGGACUGGCAGGAGAAGGAGGUGCUGGUGAUCGACGAGGUCAGCAUGCUCGGGGCGCGGACGCUGCACGCCGCCAACGAGCAGCUCUGCCGGCUGCGGGGGUCGGCGCGGGACUUCGGCGGCAUCCCGGUAGUGAUCCUCUGCGGCGACUUCCACCAGUUCCGGCCGGUGCAGGAACGGUCGAUCCUGCUGCCGAGCGCGGCGGUGGCGUGGGACGAGGACGGGGCGUUCGCGGCCGAGCAGCGGCGGCAGCACGACAAGGCGCACGCGCUGUGGCGGCGCUUCACGACGGUCGUCAUGCUAGACGAGCAGAUGCGGGCCGCCGGCGACCCGGAGCUGCGGCGGCUGCUCGGGCGGAUCCGCCGGGGCGAGCAGGACCGGUCGGACCUAGAGCUGCUCAACUCGAGAUGCUACCGGCCGGGCAGGCGGAUCCCGUGGGAGACGGGCCUGACGGUGGUGACGCCGCUCAACCGGAACCGCUGGAACCUCAACCUAGAGGCGGCGCUCGCGUUCCGGGAGAGGCGGCGGACGGCGGCGCGCGUCUUCCUCUCCGAGCAUAAGUGGAGGGACGGCGUGCCGACGGAAGAGGAGGCGGUGCUAAUGCUAGGCCAGGGCGACGACAGCGCGACGCCGGUGCCGGCCGUCUUCCUCUUCGUGCCAGGCAUGCCGGUCGUCGUGAACCAGAACACGCACCAGGGGCUAAAGCUUGUGAACGGGGCCGGGUACACGGCGGUGGACGUCAUCCCCGACCGCGCCUUCCCCGGCCACCGCGUCUCGGCGGAGCUCAUCAUGCACUUCGGGCCGCCGGCGGGCAUCGUGCUGGCCUCGGAGACGACCAAGGACUUCCACUUCGUCGGGAUGCCUGCCGGGACGAUCCUGCUAACGCCCAUCAGCGUCAAGAUCACAGCGCAGCGGAAGCGGCCAUGGCAGCGCAACGACGUCAGCCGGAGGGGCCUGCCGUGCGCCGCGGCCUUCGCCUGCACCGACUAUAAGGUGCAGGGCGGGACGCUAGAGCGCGUGGCGCUGGAGCUGCGGGGGGCGAGGAUGACGACGGUCGAGGGAGGGCGUGGGAACCGGGUGCCUGAGGAGAUGACGGCAGCGCAGGCCCGGCUAGAGGAGCUUAGCAGGCAGACAACACAGGAGGCGGCCGACUGGCUCCGCAGGUAA
Hirsutella rhossiliensis is the source of this 3534-nucleotide messenger RNA. Its product is annotated as PIF1-like helicase domain-containing protein. Gene Ontology annotation, biological process: DNA repair; telomere maintenance. The transcript has 10 exons. NCBI's taxonomy places the organism in Eukaryota, Fungi, Ascomycota, Sordariomycetes, Hypocreales, Ophiocordycipitaceae. Gene Ontology annotation, molecular function: DNA helicase activity. Bases 1 to 3534 code for a protein of 1177 amino acids. The record is from RefSeq and is a predicted model, not a curated record.